Theileria orientalis strain Shintoku is the source of this 1113-nucleotide messenger RNA. RefSeq lists its product as uncharacterized. NCBI's taxonomy places the organism in Eukaryota, Apicomplexa, Aconoidasida, Piroplasmida, Theileriidae. The transcript has 2 exons. The coding region runs from base 1 to 1113 and encodes 370 amino acids. The record is from RefSeq and is a predicted model, not a curated record.
AUGGGUUUGGAUCUUUUAUAUUGGAAUAUUGACUCGAUGAACGUUUUGCAUAAAACUAGAAAUUCGAGGAAGGACCCUCGAAAUUCUAGUCCUAGCUUCAACGGACUAGACGACGAUCCCAGACCUCCGGCUAUUCAGCUUGACCUCUCCGACGCCGAGGAACUGCUUUCUUCCAAUCUUCAGUACUUGGAGAUUUCCUCCUCCAAGAAAUCAAAGAACAUUUUGCCCAAACGAUCCCUAGCCAUGACUUCUUCGGACUCGCUUCCCAACGACUCGAACAAGUACUCCAAUGAAUCUUACUACCCCUGCAACUCUUCAUUGUGGAACAGCAUGAUUAACAACUUGAACUAUGAGAAGAGCGGCUGGGUUGAGACUAAUUGGGAUUUCAACGAUUGGAACGCCCUGGGCUCCGAUUUGACGACCAACAGCGGUACUAUUAACAGCUUAAAUGAAGAGAAGAACUCUGACAUUUUUCAGAAUAACUCCAACAAUUCCAGCAACACCAGUUCCAACGAAUACUCUAACUUGAACAGUUCUUCUGAGACCUCCAAAGGGACUAAUUUGAAUUCUGGUAAUCAAUCAUUUUCUGUUUCUAAAUCGCUUUCCUCCGAGGGCACUAAGAACGACAGUACUGCCGAGACCACUCCUGAGACCAUGAUCAACAGCUCCGUUCAAACCAUCAACUUAACAAAUUUAAAGGGUUGCCACUUUCCUUCCCUCUUGAAGUCCAUAAAAAACGUUACCAGCUUCUUGAAUAAUCAUCCGCCUUUAUCUGACGUUAAAGAGGAGGAGGUUGUGAACUCUUCAUGUUCCAAUGACAAGCCAGGUAAACCUAGGAAGGAUUCCAAGGAUUCUAUCUCUGAACAGGACUUAGAUUUCACUAACAUAACUCAGAGUAACGGUCCUCCGGUCACAGUCAAGGUCUUCACUUCUUGGAACGGCGACGGUGUGAACACUGCUUCCGUAAAAAAGUCUGAAAAGGUCCAGCUCGUUGCGCGUUCUGGCAAUUGGAUUUACGUCAGGGUUCUUUCUAACCUGAAUCGAUGCGGCUGGAUACCGGAGUUCACCCUCGUUGAAUCCGAGAUGCUUUCCAGGAAGAUGCUCUCAAAUUAA